AUGGUUCUCGUAAGGACCUCUUUGCACCUCUCCUUACACCAAUUUCCGCUCAAGUUGUCAGCAAGCUUCUUUUUCCAGGGGCAUGAAGUUCUGAAUUCCAAGUUAGCCCGUUUUAGCACCAAUGUAGCAAAUGUUAUUACAUUUUCAGAUGACGUAAAUGUCCCGAAUUUCGCUGGAACCUAUUCUUUGAUAGAGAAAACCAACUCUGAAAGGCCGCUAAAAGAAAUUCACAAAACUCCCCAAACAUACAGUUUAGGGACUGCAAAUGAUCGUUUGGUGAGAAAACCGAGCGUGAGCUCACAUUUGGAUAUCCAAGACUCUUCAGAAUUUCGGCUCCAUGAUACCAGACAGUUGAAUUGUGAAUUUCAUGAUUCUUUGGGAUCUAGGUACGAGAAGAAGAGACGUGAUGAGUUAUUGAGUCUAUUUUCACGAACGCAGGACUGUACUAUUCCUCUGCAUGAUGGCACUAUUGCUGACACUUUGCGGUCCUGCACUGGUACCAAUGUAUCUUAUUUUGUCAAACAAAUUCAUGCUAAAGUCAUCCGUUUUGGUUUAAAUACGAGCCCACAUUUUUGUAACCCUCUCAUUGAUUUUUACCUCAAGAAUGAAUAUAUAGAUUCUGCGAUCCGAACUUUUAAAAAUAUGCUCGCAAAGGACAGUGUCACCUGGGUAGCAAUAAUAUCGGGCCUGUCCCAAAAUGGUCGUCAAGUUGAGGCCAUCCUUCUUUACUCUGAGAUGCGGAAGUUGGGUGUAUACCCAACUCCUUAUGUCUUUUCGAGCAUCAUAAGUGCCUGCACCAAGGUUAACUCUUCCGAACUUGGGGGCCAACUUCAUGCUCUAAUAAUAAAGUGGGGCUUUUCAUCUGAGCUUUUUGUGUGCAACUCCCUGGUCACACAUUAUUCUCGAUGUGGGAAUUUAUCAUCAGCUGAACUGAUAUUCGAUGGGAUGUCGCAUAAGGAUAAAGUCACGUUCAACACUCUAAUUUCGGGCUUUGCCACUCAGGGAUCGAAUGAGAAAUCUCUUGAGCUGUUCGAUAAAAUGCAGGCCGAGUCCUUAAAGCCCGAUUGUGUUACAGUUGCAAGCCUAUUUGGAAUUUUUGCAUCUAUGGGGGAUCUUUGCAAGGGAACUCAACUGCAUGCUUACGCAGUCAAGGAGGGGAUGUGUUUGGAUGUCAUCAUUGAGGGAUCUUUGCUAAACCUCUAUGUAAAAUGCUCGGACAUAAAAGCAGCCAAUAGAUUUUUCCUUGAAACUCAAAAUAAUAAUGUGGUACUAUGGAACGUGAUGCUAGUGGCCUAUGGGCAAAUGGGCGAACUCCAGGAGUCGGUCCGGAUUUAUUCGAACAUGCUUAUUGCCGGCCUACAACCUAACGAGCACACUUACCCUAAUAUCCUGAGAACGUGCACUUCUGGGGGGGCCCUCGAUUUGGGUGAGCAAGUCCACACCCAAGUCAUAAAAACCGGAUUCCAGCCAAAUGUGUACGUCUGUAGCGUGUUAAUCGACAUGUAUGCAAAGCAUGGAGUAUUAGAAGCCGCCUUGAAAAUUUUUAGGCGUCUUAAAGAGGAAGAUGUGGUUUCAUGGACGGCCAUGAUUUCCGGGUAUGCCCAGCAUGACAUGUUCCAUGAGGCAAUAAAACUUUUUGAAGAAAUGCAAGCACGAGGGAUCCGGUCGGAUAACAUAGGAUUGGCAAGCGUCAUAAGCGCUUGUGCAGGAAUUCAAGCGCUCGAUCAGGGACGUCAGAUUCAUAGCCAGUCUAUUGUGUCGGGAUACUCUUCGGAUGUUUCGAUAGGGAACGCACUCGUUUGUCUAUAUGCUAGGUGCGGCCGCACGAGGGAGGCCGACUCAGCAUUCGAGAGAAUUAAUACGAAAGAUAAUAUUUCUUGGAAUGGGUUCAUAUCUGGACUUGGGCAGAGUGGAAACAGUGAAGAUGCUCUAAAGGUUUUCGCUCGAAUGAUUCGGGCUGGAGAAAAGGCCAAUAUGUUCACCUACGGUUCUGCAGUUAGUGCGGCCGCAAACGCGACGAAAAAAAAUCUCGGCAAACAAAUUCACGGCAGGAUUAUAAAAACCGGGUACGACACCGAGACGGAAGUCUACAACGUCUUGGUCACUCUGUACGCAAAAUGCGGUUGCCUUAGUGGGGCCCGCAAGGUUUUCCUCGAGAAUCCUCGGAAAAACGAAGUCUCGUGGAAUGCAAUGAUUACGGGCUACUCUCAGCACGGGCACGGCGUGCAAGCCAUAGAGCUCUUCGAAGACAUGAAGAGGAUGCGAAUAAAUCCGAAUCACAUAACAUUUGUGGGAGUUUUGACCGCUUGUAGCCACGUGGGAUUAGUGGAGGAGGGACUCGGCUACUUCAAAUCCAUGAAUGAGAAUCACGGCUUAAUCCCAAAUCAGGAGCAUUACGCCUGUGUAGUCGAUGUUCUCGGGCGUGCAGGUCAAAUUCGCCGCGCGAGUGAAUUCGUGGAGUCAAUGCCUCUAAAACCAGAUGCAAUGGUAUGGAGGACCCUCUUGAGCGCCUGCACUGUACACAAGAACCGAGAAAUCGGGGAGUUCGCAGCUAAGCGUCUCUUAGAAUUGGAGCCGAAGGACUCGGCUACUUACGUCCUCAUGUCCAACAUGUACGCGGUCACAGGCAAAUGGGACGAUCGUGAUCUCAUCAGAAGGCUCAUGAGAGACAAAGGUGUGAAGAAGGAGCCAGGCCGUAGUUGGGUCGAGAUAAAGGACUCAGUCCAUGCGUUUUUUGUUGGGGAUAAGCUCCACCCUCUUACGAAAGAGAUCUAUGGAUAUUUGGAGGGUUUGAACGAGCGUGCUGCUGAGAUCGGAUACGUGCAGGACCCUGGGAGCUUGUGGAGUGAGUCGGAGCUCGGGCAGAAGGACCCAACUGAGCUCGUACACAGUGAGAAACUGGCGGUUGCAUUUGGGCUCAUGAGCUUGCCUGGUGGGGUUCCCUUGCACGUUAUGAAGAAUCUGCGAGUUUGUAACGACUGUCAUAAUUGGAUUAAGUUCGUAUCGAGGGUUGAUGAUCGGGCUAUUGUUGUACGGGAUGCAUACCGGUUCCAUCAUUUUAAAAACGGGUUUUGUUCGUGUAAAGACUAUUGGUGA
Messenger RNA from Striga hermonthica, 3096 nucleotides. The record is from the annotation of a GenBank genome assembly. NCBI's taxonomy places the organism in Eukaryota, Viridiplantae, Streptophyta, Magnoliopsida, Lamiales, Orobanchaceae.